UACACUUCCGGUCUUUGUGGUUUGCCACUCGGGGUCGGCGGCUGGCGCCCUGGCAACUCUUGGGUUUCGCGGAAAGAAAAGAUUACUCAAAUCUCCAGCACAGAACUAGUUGUACUGUGCUUCUUCUUAAGCUGCUUCAGCCCAGAAUGGCUGUGGAAUCCAGAGCAAUUUCAACUCAGGAUCAUCAGGAACAAGGAUUACUACUGGUGAAAAUAGAAGAUGGCUUUUCCUGGAGCCAUACAUUUAAACAGAAUGGAAGCACCGAAUCCUGCCAAGAAUUGUUUCGCCAGCAGUUCAGGAAGUUUUGCUACCAUGAGACACCUGGACCUCGGGAGGCUCUGGGCCGACUCCAGGAGCUUUGCUAUCAGUGGCUAAUGCCAGAGUUGCAUACCAAGGAACAGAUCCUAGACCUACUGGUGCUAGAGCAGUUUCUGAGCAUUCUGCCCGAGGAGCUGCAGAUAUGGGUACAGCAACAUAGUCCAAGAAGUGGAGAGGAAGCUGUGACCCUGUUGGAGGAUUUGGAGAGAGAGUUUGAUGAUCCAGGGCAACAGGUCCCAACUAGUCCACAGGGACCAGCGGUGCCAUGGAGGGAUCUGACAUAUCUCAGAGCAUCCAAGGAGUCAGAAAACAUCCAGCUCCAACUCCAGCCUCUGAAGACACAGUUGAAGUCCUGGAAACCUUGCCGUUCCUCCAAAAGUGUUAUCAUUUCAGAUUGUGAGAACAAUGAAACAGCAAGUAAUAUCAUUUCAGAAGAAAAAUCACAGGAACUCUGUCAGGAAGCUUCAUUUGGAGGAGGUGAUGGGCAGGAAAGCAGCUUAGAGUGGCAGCAAGCAAGUGCUACACGGGAGAAGUUAAGAAGAUCCCCUCCCCAUGGGGGCAGCUUCAGUCAAGUGAUCUUCACACACAAAUCUUUAGGAAAGAAAGACCAUGAUGAUGAGCCUCAAAGAUUCUUGAUUCUAAGUGCAAACUCUAUAACAUGUCAGAAGGUUCCUGCAGAAGAAAGACCUUAUAGAUGUGAUGUCUGUGGGCACAGCUUCAAGCAGCAUUCCUCUCUCACUCAGCAUCAAAGAAUCCAUACUGGAGAAAAGCCCUAUAAGUGUAACCAGUGUGGAAAGGCCUUUAGUUUGAGAUCAUAUCUGAUUAUUCACCAGCGAAUUCAUAGUGGUGAGAAAGCAUAUGAAUGCAGUGAAUGUGGGAAAGCCUUCAAUCAGAGCUCAGCUCUCAUUAGACAUCGGAAAAUUCAUACUGGUGAAAAAGCUUGUAAAUGUAAUGAGUGUGGCAAAGCAUUCAGUCAAAGUUCGUAUCUCAUUAUACAUCAAAGAAUUCACACUGGUGAAAAGCCCUACGAAUGUAAGGAAUGUGGGAAAACUUUUAGCCAGAGCUCAAAGCUUAUUAGACAUCAGCGAAUUCAUACAGGAGAGAGACCUUAUGAAUGUAAUGAAUGUGGGAAAGCUUUUAGGCAGAGCUCAGAGCUGAUUACUCAUCAGAGAAUACACAGUGGGGAGAAGCCCUAUGAAUGUGGUGAAUGUGGGAAAGCCUUCAGUCUGAGCUCCAACCUCAUCAGGCAUCAGAGAAUUCACAGUGGAGAGGAACCUUACCAGUGUAACGAAUGUGGUAAAACCUUCAAAAGGAGUUCAGCCCUUGUUCAGCAUCAGAGGAUCCAUUCUGGGGAUGAAGCUUAUAUAUGUAAUGAAUGUGGGAAGACUUUCAGGCACAGAUCAGUUCUCCUGCGCCAUCAGAGGGUCCAUACUGUAAAUUUGUGGAGGCCGUCUCUCUGUGUAACGAGUCCCAUCUCCAGUCUGCACAGGGAUUCUCUUCUGAGCCCACAGAUGGCCAGUUGCCUCCAGGUCCCUGGCCCUCUGCCCAUGGAGAUCCAGUUCGAGUAUGAGUCUCAGGAACACCAACUUCUGACAGAUGAUGAGACUAAGAUCAAGAUUGGAGAACCAGCUUCAGAGGAGGAAAUUAUAGCAGAAAUUAUAGCAGAGCCACUGACUGAAGAGUCUGGCAAUACCAGAACAGAUCUUCUCCAGGAUGAUGAAUACAGAGAAUUCUGUGAACUCGGAGAUAAACUGGAUGAAGAGGAUGAGAACUUCCUUAAAAAAAGACAGCUUAAUUGUGAUGGAUGUGACACAAGCUUUGCUUGGAGUACAGGCCUUCUUAGGCACCAAAGAACCCAUUGGGAGAAACCCUAUGAAUGUGAUGAAUGUGGAAAAGCCUUUCGUAUGAGGUCUGCCCUGGUUCUGCAUCAGAGAAUUCAUACUGGUGAGAAACCCUAUCCUUGUCAUUGGUGUGUCAGAAGUUUCAUUCGGAGCUCAGACCUCAUUAAACAUCAGCGAGUCCACACAGGUGAAAAACCUUAUAAAUGUGAUGAAUGUGGGAAAGCCUUCAGUCAGAGCUCAGAUCUCAUCAUCCAUCAGAGAAUUCAUACAGGAGAAAAGCCCUAUCAGUGCAGUCAUUGUGGUAAAAGUUUUAGCCAAUGCUCUGACCUAGUAAAACAUCAGCGAAUCCACACUGGAGAGAAGCCUUAUACAUGUAACCAGUGUAACAGACGCUUUAGUCAGAGUUCUGAUGUUAUAAAACAUCAGCGAAUCCACACAGGAGAGAAGCCAUAUAAGUGUGAUGUGUGUGGGAAAGCCUUCAGUCAGAGCUCAGAUCUUAUUCUACAUCAGAGAAUCCACACUGGGGAGAGGCCAUAUCCAUGCAAUCUGUGUAAUAAAAGCUUUAGUCAGAACUCAGACCUUAUUAAACAUCUAAGGAUUCACACUGGAGAGAAACCCUAUAAAUGUAAUGAAUGUGGAAAGGCUUUUAACCAGAGCUCAGUCCUUAUUCUACAUCAAAGAAUUCACACCGGAGAGAAACCUUAUCCAUGUAAUGAAUGUAGCAGAACCUUCAGCAGGCUUUCAGAUCUUAUGAAUCAUCUGCGAAUUCACACUGGUGAGAAACCUUUCCCAUGUACUCAGUGCAGUAAAAUGUUUAGUCGAAGGUCAGACCUUGUUAAGCAUUACAGAAUUCACACAGGUGAGAAGCCCUAUGAAUGUGACGAAUGUGGAAAGACCUUCAGUCAGAGCUCCAACCUUAUUCUACACCAGAGAAUCCACACCGGAGAGAAACCCUAUCCAUGUCAUUAUUGCACUAAAAGUUUUAGUCGCCGCUCAGACCUUGUAAAGCAUCAAAGAAUCCACACUGGUGAGAAACCCUACAUGUGUAAUGUUUGCCGGAAAAGUUUUAGUCAAAGCUCAGAUCUCACUAAACAUCACAGAAUACACUCUGGUGAAAAGCCCUACCAUUGCACUAGUUGUGAGAAAGCCUUCAGUCAGAGUUCUGACCUCAUCCUUCAUCAGAGGAUUCACACUGGAGAAAGGCCGUACCUGUGCAUGUGGUGCAACAGGGGCUUCAGUCAGAACUCAGACCUUAUCAAACACCAGAGAAUCCACACUGGAGAAAAACCGUACGUAUGUAACAAGUGUGGGAAGGCAUUCAGUCAAUGCUCAACACUUAUUUUACACCAGAGAACCCACACCGGGGAGAAACCCUAUUCAUGUGUUCAGUGUGGCAAAAGCUUUAGCCGGCGUUCAGAUCUCAUUAGCCAUCAAAGAAUCCACACUGGUGAAAGAACAUGUAAACGUUAUAGAUAUGGGGAAACAGUCAGCCUGGACACAGAACUGAAUGGACAGCAGAGCAGCCACACUGAAGACAAACUCUUCCAGUGUGUUCAGUGUGAUAGGUGUUUUAGCCAACUCUCUGAUCUUCUUGAUCAUGAAAAUCUCCAUGCUGAGGAAGACAAUCUAACUGAGAUGGGUGUGGGGAAACCUUUAUAGUGUGUGCACCAGCAUUAUUCAGGACCAGAGAUAACCAUACCAGAACAACAAUCUUAUGAAUGCAAUUAAAGAGUGUGAAAUAAGGUCUUACUCAGUGUUCAACUCAUGCUACAUUUAGAAAACUAUGAAGAAAAAAAAAGCAACUUGAUUUUUGUUAUUUAAUGUGUCGGCUUUGGCAGUACUGAAAACUGAGAAAAAUACUAAGGAAGAAUUCUGGGAGUUGUGGGGAAAACUUCGUUGUUAAUAAAUUUUUUUUCAUGAAUGUUA
Dipodomys spectabilis (banner-tailed kangaroo rat) is the source of this 4085-nucleotide messenger RNA. RefSeq names its product zinc finger protein 397 (gene Znf397). The transcript is spliced from 7 exons. Lineage: Eukaryota; Metazoa; Chordata; Mammalia; Rodentia; Heteromyidae. The record is from RefSeq and is a predicted model, not a curated record. Gene Ontology annotation, biological process: regulation of transcription by RNA polymerase II. Gene Ontology annotation, molecular function: RNA polymerase II cis-regulatory region sequence-specific DNA binding; DNA-binding transcription factor activity, RNA polymerase II-specific. The coding region runs from base 147 to 3818 and encodes 1223 amino acids.